AAUUGUCAAAAUAAAUAUUAAUUUGUCAAGAGAACCCCAAUCAACCCCAAUAAAAUCUAUAUUAUCCAAUUCCUGUGAGAUAGUCAUAAUAGUUAAUAUUUAAAAGUUUGUCUGAUGAUCAAUAAUCAUCGACAUGGCCAAACGAAAGGCUGGGGUGAAUGAUAUAAUUUAUGAAUUGGACAAUGAGGACAUUGAACUCAGUAGCGAUGAAGAGGUUAAAGAACCAAAAAUUAAUCGUACAGAGGUAGUUCAAACUGUAAGUGAUGCUCAAAAUGAAGAGAAUGACAAAGAAAUCAGUGAACAGCAAUCCGCCGUGGAGAGUGGUCGCUGUGAGAAACCCGCAUCUCCGUCGCCUGCGGCAGUGCCGAAUGGAGGGAAAAUGUCCGAUGACUUAGACAUCGGUAACACUGAAAAUCAAAAACAAACAAGUUCUAAACAGACUGAAGAUGAAGUUGAUAGUGUUAAAAAGAUAAGUGAUAGUUCUAAAACUACUAUAUUUAAUGAAGACAUAGUCAUAGAUUCGCCAGGCAAUAGCGAUUUAGGGGUAGAGGGCUGUGAGAAUAGGACACCUUUAGUCACAGUUCGCUUUAGGGACAGUAAAAUGGCAAAUAAUUAUAAGGAACAAGUGAAGACCUUUAUGUUAAAUUUAAUUAAGCUUCAUGAAGGAGAAACCUUUGGCUCAGAUGUUGAGACUGAUUUAGAAUUGGACAUUUGGCCCGAAGAUCUGACUGAAGAAGUCAGCAAGGAGGUUGUAACAAAAGAAGAGAAUAAUUUAUUUUUUGUUGAUACUGACCCUUGUGAUGAACAAAUGGAGGAUGUCCCUAGGUACAGACAGGCAUCAUCUCUUAUAUCGAACGUCCCUGACAAAGAACCUACACCUCCUCCAGCCAGGAGACCUGGGUCCUGCUUCAAUUGUGAUGGUAAUCAUCAAUUAAGGGACUGUGUCCUUCCUAGAGACCAUGCUAGAAUAGCAGAAAAGAGGAAAAUUAUGAAUGCACAAAGAGUUGGCCGCUACCAUGUAGAAGACGAACAAAAAUACGGUCAUUUAAUACCUGGUAGGAUAUCAGGGACGCUGCGGCACGCACUUGGGUUGAAGAGGAAUGAGUUACCACUCCACAUAUACCGCAUGAGACUGCUCGGAUACCCGCCUGGCUGGCUGGAGGAGGCCAGGAUAUCACAUUCCGGGAUCAUGAUGUUCGAUUCAAAGGGUAACGCGACAUUGGAGCCGGAGGAGGAAGAAGGUGAAGUGUCCGAACCUGGCUCCAAAGACAAGUUUGACAUUAAAAAGAUAUUAGACUUCCCUGGGUUCAAUGUGCCCGCGAGUUCGCGGUAUAUAGAGGAGUCACAAAUGUUUGGUUUACCACCGAUGUCGGACCAAGACAGCAAGAUGGCGAUGCUUCAGUACCUAGCGCCGAACGCAAUGAAGGCUUACAAACGUAAGAAGCUGACGUUCUUCCCUUCGGCCAGUCAGAAUACCACUUUUGAGGGACAAGCUGAGAUGGAACUUGAUAGUGGAGACGAAGGAGCAGCAUUCCCAUCUAACCCGCCGUUACCCGACGAAGCCCCGCCACCGCCGCCGCCGCCGCCCGCCAGUCCUCCACCAGCGCCCGCAGACAAGCCUGUUGACAGCGGGGAUGACGUAGAAGUUAUAGAAGUCAUUAAAAUCGACGAUAUUCCUGUACCCAUUGCCGAUCUCAUUACGAUUGAUGAGGAUGAUGGCAACUCACAAAGCAGUGGACGCGGUAGCCCAAGUCUUGACGACUUAGAAGAGAAGAAACGAGUUCUGUUGAAUGCUUUAGACAGUGACGCGACUCCAAACGUGUCGGUUAUUAGUAUACUAGAUUCAACCGAUGAAAAUGUAGAUGAUAAGAUUAUUGAUAUUAUUGACGAAGCCGCGGAGAAAUCUGAUGCGACACAAACUGCAGACAAUAAAGAAAACGCUAGCACAGAUGACAAAGAGAGCGAAUCGCAAGACGCCUCAAGUACAGAACCAAAGCCAACUACCCCGGAACCGUCGUCGUCGAACGUUCUAGAAGCCAAACAAGAAAAGGAAACAAGCACUCCCAAGGUCCCAACUACACCAGAACCAGAGCCAUCAAAGCCAGGACACGUAAAAGGCACGCAAUACGGAACACCCGUCAUGAACAUCGCAUCGUCUUACCUACAACUACCCACAGACGACAAGUUCGCGAAAGACAUUUGUGACGUCAUCAACUUCGAGAACCUUCCAAAUUCGACAGGGAAGUACAAACAAAUAAGUGCAUUGUUAAGGAAAGUUAAGAGUGAAGUGGAUAGGAUACAGGACUCAUGAUCCCCUCCUCCGCCUGUUUAGGCACAGACUGCUGGUUCUUAAUGCAAGAAGUAUGCAUGGAAUUGUUAGGCGUAUGUAAAUGUAAAUUGAGACUCGGUAUUUUUAUACUACUCGUAAGAGUAAUGCAUUUUUUUGGAUAAAAAAGAACAUUUUAACAUGUUAUAUUUAUACAAUGAGUUACCAGCUUUGGUGCGUUUUAGCAUGAUCUCCAUGAAAUAAUUUAAACAUUCAAUUAUGACAGUUCACAUUUUGUUGACAGAUUUGCGUUUUGCAGCUCCUUACAUUUGACCGUUAUAAUACAUACAGUUUUAAGUA
This is a messenger RNA of Trichoplusia ni (cabbage looper), 2626 nucleotides long. Its product is annotated as zinc finger CCHC domain-containing protein 8 homolog. The record is from RefSeq and is a predicted model, not a curated record. NCBI's taxonomy places the organism in Eukaryota, Metazoa, Arthropoda, Insecta, Lepidoptera, Noctuidae. Bases 134 to 2311 code for a protein of 725 amino acids. Gene Ontology annotation, cellular component: catalytic step 2 spliceosome. The transcript is spliced from 7 exons. Gene Ontology annotation, molecular function: RNA binding.